UUUGUUGAAAAAAAAUAUUACAUGCUUACUGUAAAAGUACUACUUUACAUCUAAAGUGGCCUUAAUUUUGCAUUUACGUGAUAUUAAAAGGUCUUAUAACCUCUAAAAUUAAAUGUUAUCAUACCUGAAGAUAUCCUGUAGUGUUAAAGUAUUCUUGGAACAUGUGAUUCAUGGUGAUUGAGUAACUCUUAACCGUGUUAACCACAGAAACAUGUUGCAAGCGCUGCAGCAACAACUACUGUAGAUGUGGUUCUUUUCCUCACAGCAUGGUGAUGUGAUGAUGUCAAGAAAAGGCAAGUACUUUUUGUUUAUUGCAUUAUUAUUUUAUUAUUACAUUGAUGGUUUAGGUUUCAUUAUUGUAACAUAUAGACAACACUGAUAACCAUAGAAAUGUUGGAAGGAUGACGCAACAUGCAAUUCAAUUAAGAGCAUACAUAGUGAUUUUGUGUUUUGGCUCCGUCCUAAAUUUAUAUAUUAAUUUGAAUUUUUACCACAAACUUUUGCUGAUUUUAAAGCGUAUUUACUGUUUAUUUCCUUGAUUAAGGGAUAAUAGGAAAUACAAAAAAUAAUGGCACACUACAUAGAAUUAAGUGUGAAUUUUAUAAUUUUAUAAAUAUAAUUAAGUGUGAUUGGGACAGGUCAAAUUGAUUUUCAGCUGUAAAUUGCUUAAUUUCUUACGAGAAAGAAUAAAAAAGGUUUUGCUGAACCCUAUAUUAAAAUGUGAACAAUAUUUAAAUGAACAUCUUAAGUAUAACAAAAUCGGUUAAAACAUUUCUGGAGCAAAAUAGGCCCUGUUUCACCCUGUGUUGUGUGUGUUUUUUUUUUUUUUUUUUUUUUUUUUAGAUAAUGUUAAAUUCUAAAAAAGAAAAAGAAAUCAUGCAAUAAAACAUGCAGAAAGGUUGUGUAUUAGUUUUAUUUCUUAAAGAGUAUUAACAACUGUACAAAAGACUGUAACACAAAGAAAAUAUUUAUAAAAUACUGUUUUACAUGUCUUUCAUUCUAUGUAUUUUACAUGUAAGAAUUGUUAAGUUUAUUAUGUAAUUGUGUAAAAAAAACAUUUGUUUUUGUCAGCAGAUUCAUUUUAAAAGUUGAGGAUGAAGAAUAGACACGCUUUCUGUUUGCUUCUCUGUUUGGUCCACCUAUGUCAUUAUGGAUUUGCCCAGUGGCAUGGAGGAAAGCAAGUGAAAAGUUACAGUUAUAAAGAAUUUACUGUGACUGUUCGAGACCUGAAACAAUGUGAUGGACAGGACAAUGUUUGUGUUUUGCACAAUAGAGACUGCAACUGUAUGCUAUCACCUCGUACCGACCUGUUCUUGAACAUCUCAUGUCAGUAUCUUGUCUACAAGAAAAUGUUUGGGUGCAAAUGGAUUUAUUUAAAUGAUGUCAGGACUGAGACGAUACAUUCAUUCAUUUUGAGUCAAACUACAGAGAUCAUUCACUGUCCAUCCAUGUUCAGUUCUGCUGGUGAAUUUAAUUUAACCAUAAAGACAAAGGAUCCCAUCAACAAAAUGGAAACAUGUUCAGAAGUCUACUCAGUCUCUAUUGGAAAAAUAACUCAGGCUCCACAACCUACUAUCACAUCAGUGCGGGCGGGAAAGUCAUCACUGAAUGUAACAUGGACCACUAAAUGGUUUACCAAAACAUGUAAGAUACAUCUCAAACAGUCCACCAUGGAACAACUGAUAGAGGUGUCUGUUAAAAAUGAAAAUGAAAAUGGUGAUGAAUUUUUUCAUGUUAUUGAUGGUUUGCAAGCCUUUAGCCAGUACAAUCUUACUAUUGCCUGCAAAGCUUAUGGCCUGUGGAGUGAAUGGAGUGGCGAAUUUCAAAGAAUGACAUUAGAGGAUGCACCAACUGUAUCACCAAAAGUCAGUUACUGUGUUGAGUCGUUAGACAAAAUAUUAGAAACUCAAAAGGUGUUACUUGUAUGGAAGGCUUUAGAGAAAAAUGAAGCUCGAGGAGUCAUUCUUGGAUAUGAAGUGACCUAUACAUCAAUCACGCAUCCAUCUCCAGAGAGAAUCAACACCACUGACCUGAAGGCUGAGCUAGUGGUGGCUGCAGGAGACUACAACAUAUCUCUGAGGGCCUUUACCAGUGCUGGACCAUCUCCUCCUCGUCAUGUUCCAAUCAGCACUGUUUUCUGUGAAAGUUUGCCUAGAGUAAAAGGACUCUGGGCUAGCAGUAAUGCAGAUUCACUGAAUAUUCAAUGGGAAAUGGAUCAGAGAGCAGCAAGUGAGACUGAAUUUGCUAUUGAGCUGAUUUCUUCUGGUGAUGCUUCCUCUAAGCAGUGGAAAAGAGUUAAUGGCAGUGCAUUUUCAACUGUUCUGAAAGGGAGUAUCAAACAAUUAGAAACCUACAAUAUCAGAGUGUAUCCCCUUUCUGGCGGUCUCUGUGGACCUCCAGAGUCAAUCCAGGCCAGCUUAGAAAGUGGCACCCUCUUAGAAAUCGUUCAGCUCCAACGUCUGAACAUGACAAAGACAUCGGUGACAGUUCAAUGGGUGUGGCAAAAAAAGGUCAGCAGCACUAAUGUCCUUCAGUACAGAGUCACAUUAGUAGGUGGACCCGAAACAAGAUCAAUAGUAAUUUUCCCACAUCAAUGGCAACAUUCAUUCCACAAACUACAGGCAUAUGUCAAAUACUCAGUCUAUAUCUAUGCAGAAACUGCAGCUGGUCAUUUUUCAAAGGAACACAUUGAGUUUACCACACCUCUUUUAGAAAAUGAUGAAGUAGUAAAAGCUGCUCUUCCGGUGAUACUUCUGAUUAUUGGAUUUGCCAUUUUAUCAAUUCUCUCCAGAACAAUUUACAAAGACUACUUCUUCCCCAACAUUGCUAAUCCUGGCCAUAGUCUCAUUGGACAUUGGCUGCUAAAUCCUCUACAUGAGAGAGCUGCCGUUGUGAGUGUGUUGAAACUGGAGGAUUUCUCAGUGACCAAUCAUCUCACUGAGAAGUGUCUAAUACAAACAGAGGACCAAAAGUCUUUAGAACAGGAGGAGUUUGAUGAACAUAUGACUCUCUCUGAUAUGUCCAAGACAUACCCCGAUAUUGAUCCAGUGGAGAAUUCUGAUGGUUUGGAAAAUUCUCUGACUCGCUCUCCUGCUCUUACUGAGUAUGUUGAUUUGCCUUCAAUUCCUGAUAAUUUUGAUUAUGUUGGAAAUGAUCAUAUUCCUGAUAACUAACUUACUGUUUGUAAUUCCAACUGAGAUAGAAGUGACUUUUCUGUAACUGUGAGAGCAACCUUUAUAGCAGCUAUAUAACUGGAUUAUAUUGUUGACUUAUGCACCUUUAGGAAAUGUAGCGCUUGUAUACCAAUCUUUUUUUAACCAGUCUUUUUUCUUUUUUUGUGUGUGUAAUAAUACUCUUUAAGUAUCACUAACAGUGAUUUUAGUGAAACCGCAGUAUAAAUGUAAAUAAAUAUACAAUGUAAAUAUAUGGAGCUUUACUGUAUAUUGAACCUUGCUGUGUACUUUUAAAAUAUAGCUGUGUAUUUGACAGUAAUGACAACUUAAGACAAGUUAAACUCUAUAUUUUCACUUUAUUUACAAUAAAAGUGUGAAACUGUUUCACA
Molecule: messenger RNA, 3562 nt
Organism: Astyanax mexicanus (Mexican tetra)
Lineage: Eukaryota; Metazoa; Chordata; Actinopteri; Characiformes; Acestrorhamphidae
Product: interleukin-6 receptor subunit beta
Exons: 16
Coding region: 1095-3173 (692 amino acids)
Molecular function (GO): protein binding
Source: RefSeq, a predicted model, not a curated record